Molecule: messenger RNA, 732 nt
Organism: Racocetra persica
Lineage: Eukaryota; Fungi; Glomeromycota; Glomeromycetes; Diversisporales; Gigasporaceae
Source: the annotation of a GenBank genome assembly
GCUUCUGAAUCUGAAUAUACUUGUCCUAUUUGUCAAAAUAAAGAUUUAGAAAAUACUUCAGAAUCAGAAAACUUUACUACAAGUGCUAAUCAGCAAGUUAAUCCGAUUGAAUCUACUACCGUAAAUACAUCUAUAUCUAUAGAAUAUACUCCAAUUGAACCUACUACAGUAAAUACAUCUACAUCUAUAGAAUAUACUCUAAUUGAACCUACCACUGUAAAUAUAUCUAUGGAAUAUACUCCAAUUAAACCUACUAUUGUAAAUACAUCUAUAGGAUAUACUCCAAUCAAAUCUACUACAAAUACAUCUAUAGAAUCUACUUCUAUACCUUCUAUAUUAAUCACCAAUCCCUGUAAUCUUACUGCAUCUAUAAGUGAUCUAGCUAUAUCUAGCAAUCCUAUAUCUAUAAUUGCCAACCCUAGUAGCUCAGCUAUAUCUAUUAUUAUUAAUACCUCUAAUACAUCCAACUCUAGUAAUUCUACUGGAUCUAUAUUAUCUACUAAAUUUAGUAGCUCUACUGCUGACCUAAAACAAGAAAAAAAGUUUUUAAAAAUUCUUGCAGAUUUAAUUACUUCUAGUGAAGAAUUAUCUAAAGUUAGUAGUAGUAGUAGUGAAGAAGAAAAUAGUGAAAAUGCGUCAAAUUUAGAAUUUAUUUCUUCUCUAUCACUUAUAACAGUAGUUAGUAGUGUUAUUAAUAGCACUUCGAUCCCUAAUAGGGAUGGGUUCAGCUAG